AUUUUUCAAACCCCGUGGUGGGGUUUUACAAGCGACAUUUGUAAUCUAAAUUUAAACAAACAAGAAAACUCUUCAAUUCUUCUUCCUUCUUUCUCUCUCCUCUAAGUAUAGCUCUGCGCUGCCUCUGGAAUUGAUCAUCACACACCGUCGGGAAGUUUUGUAGCAGACUCCCUCCUUGUGGUCGGUUAGCAGCUCCUGCAGUUGCCAGAGAUUAUAUGUAGCCAUCGCAGCUUAGCAUCUUUUGUGUCUAGAGUCAACUCCUAAUGUGAUAUUGAUGAAAGGCUUCAGAUAAAAUAUCUGAAAACUUUUGUUGCUAAAAUAUGUUUGCUUACUCUUGAGGAUGGAAACCGAGAGCCCUAUGAGAAUACUCGAAGACAGUAGAACAGAAAAGUGGGUUCCUUCCAAGGACAUGGUCUCCUUUGUGUCCCCUGGGAAUGAAGUGGCAGCUGAUGAACUGGGAUUGCUUCUUAAAGGUCAUAAGAUUCAUGGGCAUAAUAGAAAUAAGGUUCCAAAUCGUAGUGGUAGUGCGCCUCCAAGUAUGGAGGGCUCAUUUUCAGCCUUUGGUAACCUUGUCCAUGAUCAAAGCUCUGGCCGGAAGUUGAGUUUGGCAAGCUUAGACAGUGCCAUGCAAAACUGGCAGUCUGAAGAGCAGAUGCGUGCUGAUCCCUCCUAUUCUGCUUACUACAGCUCUAAUAUCAACUUGAAUCCUAGGCUUCCUCCUCCUAUUAUUUCAAGGGAGAACAUGCACUUGGCACACCAUUUUGCGGAUCUGGGUGAUAGCUGCCAGUUAAAUUCUUCUGACAAUAGUGGGGAUGCAUCCUUGCACGUGAGUAGAAGUUCUCUUUCAACUCACGAUGAGGAGCCUGAAGAUGAAAAUUUACCACGAAGUGCUUUAGACGAUCUGGCCCAAAGUCGUGCUUCAGGACAGCACAUGGCCUCCUUUGCAGGUCAACAUAAAAGUUUAGUUGACCUAAUCCAGGAGGACUUCCCUCGCACUCCAUCACCAGUUUACAAUCAAUCUCGGCCCUCAUGUCAUGUUGCUGUGGAGGAACCAACUGAUUGUGAUAUUCAAUCUAUUAAACUGGACGGUCUGUCCGUUGACUUUUCAAAUAAACCAGGUGCAGGCGCUUGUGCGGAUGUCUCAGGUGACCAUAAUAUAGCUGUCCCCGAUCAGUCUUUGGCCAUUUCUCUUGAAAAAGAAUCUUCUGUUGACAGUCUUGGGAGGUCUCCUUCCCCUCAGAAGGGUGAAAUAUCAGCUAGUGAUGAUGCACCUCUGGUGAAUGAGCUCUUAGUCAGCGAUGGGAUAGCAUCAGGUAUUUCAAAGAACUUUCCAGCUCCAGAGAUUAGUGACAACAAGGAUGAACAAUAUUUUCAUGGUAGGAAUGGAGUAGGACAGCAACAGCAGCAGCAGUAUCACUCCCAACGAAUCGCAGCUUACCAAGUUAAUAGCCCACAAGUUCAAGCAAAUAUUCUUGGGACUAAUGCACUACAGAGUAGCCUAGCAAAAGGUUAUGGUCAUAGCUGGUUCUCCUCAGUUGAGGUACAAGCAGUUCCUCAAGGUUCUGGCCUCACGCCUCCUCUAUAUGCAACAGCUGCAGCCUAUAUGGCUUCCGGCAACCCAUACUAUUCUAACUUGAGUCCACCUGGUGUAUAUGCCCCUCAUUACAAUGUAGGGGGAUAUGCUUUGGCUUCACCUUCUCUUCCUCCAUUUGUAGCUGGAUAUCCAUCUCAUUCUGGUCUAUCUGUGCAUAUUAAUGCUGGUUCUGGACGAAGCAUCAGUGGUCAAAGUGUUACACCAAGAGAAAACAUUCCACAAGUUGGUGAUCUGCAACAUUUAACCAAGUUUUAUGGGCAUCAUGGGUUAAUGGUGCAUCCUUCUUUCCCAGAUCCUUUCCAUAUGCAGUAUUUUCAUCACCCUGUUGAUGAUUCAAACACUGCUCCUGGUCGGUAUAUGCGGUUUCCAUCAUCGGGCUUGGUUGGGCUAGAAGUUGAUGCUUAUGCCUCAAAUAUGGAGCCAAAUCUCCCUUAUAUUGCUGAACAGAAUUUUAAUCGUCCACCAAUUGGAAGCCUGAACUUACCAAGUCCUGGAAAAAUGAUAAUUCCUGGUAAUAGUUAUUUUGGAAGUCCAUCAGGCCUGGGAUUCGCACAACAGUUUCCAGCCUCGCCUCUUGGUAGUCCUGUAUUGCCAGGAUCCCCUAUGGGUAGAAGGAGUGAAAUUAAAUCUACCCCUGCUUCGGGUAGAAAUAUUGGAUUGUGUUCUGGAUGGCCUGCACAAAGAGGUUCUGGUAGCUUUAAUGAUUCUAAAAGACAUUCAUUUCUCGAAGAACUGAAACAAAGCAAUGCUCGAAGAAUUGACCUCCCUGAUAUUGCAGGUCGUGUAAUUGAAUUCAGCGUUGAUCAGCAUGGGAGUCGGUUUAUACAGCAGAAAUUGGAAAAUUGUAGUAUUGAAGAGAAGGCAUCU
Messenger RNA from Nicotiana tabacum (common tobacco), 2461 nucleotides. Lineage: Eukaryota; Viridiplantae; Streptophyta; Magnoliopsida; Solanales; Solanaceae. The record is from RefSeq and is a predicted model, not a curated record.